This is a messenger RNA of Camelus dromedarius (Arabian camel), 6429 nucleotides long. It is a transcript of the gene NMRK1, whose product is annotated as nicotinamide riboside kinase 1. The record is from RefSeq and is a predicted model, not a curated record. Gene Ontology annotation, cellular component: cytoplasm. NCBI's taxonomy places the organism in Eukaryota, Metazoa, Chordata, Mammalia, Artiodactyla, Camelidae. The transcript is spliced from 10 exons. Bases 378 to 977 code for a protein of 199 amino acids. Gene Ontology annotation, molecular function: ribosylnicotinamide kinase activity.
GCGCAACGCCGGCUGGAGCCGGGCGCCGCGUCCGCUCCGGAUAGGACGGAACCCUGGGUUGGCCAGUUCUGCUCCGGGCCGCCCCUGACUCGGAAGGGGUGCGGGGUUAGGGGCUCUGGGCCUCUCGGUUAACGAGCUGCGGGGGUUGCGGCGGGCUAGUGACAGGCGCGCGCCUGGGAAUCGCCGGUGCCGCUUUGCUUGGGAGCACUCGAACUGGCGCCCGUUAGACACGAUCCAAGGCUGGUUGAAUGUGACCAUUCAGAACCAUGGAUACAGAGGGCCAAGUAUAAAGUUAUACGUGGAUUUUGGACUGCGAAGAGGUUGACACCCCUAACCCCCAAGUUGUUCAAAGGAAGACGUGAUUUUCAAAGCUAAUUAUGAAAACAUUUGUCAUUGGAAUCAGUGGUGUGACCAAUGGUGGGAAGACAACACUGGCCAAGAAUUUGCAGAAACGCCUCCAAAACUGCAGUGUUAUAUCUCAGGAUGAUUUCUUUAAGCCGGAGUCUGAGAUACGGACAGAUGAAAAUGGAUUUCUGCAGUAUGAUGUGCUUGAAGCACUUAACAUGGAAAAAAUGAUGUCCGCCAUUUCCUACUGGAUGGAAAGCCCAGCGUACUCUCUGCCGUCAACAAAUGAGAGAAGCCUCGAGGAAAUCCCCAUCUUAAUUAUCGAAGGUUUCCUUCUCUUUAAUUACAAGCCCCUUGACACUAUAUGGAAUAGAAGCUAUUUUCUGACCAUUCCGUAUGAAGAAUGUAAGAGAAGGAGGAGUACAAGGGUCUACGAGCCUCCAGAUGCCCCAGGGUACUUUGAUGGCCACGUGUGGCCCAUGUAUCUAAAGCACAGACAAGAAAUGGAGAACAUCUCGUGGGAAAUUAUUUACCUGGAUGGAACAAAAUCUGAGAAGGACCUCUUUUCACAGGUGUAUGAAGAUCUUAUACAAGAGCUAGCAAAGCAAAAGGGUCUGCAAGUAACAGCAUAAAUUUGGAAUGCCCUGAAUCCUUCCUGGAGUGAGUUAGGAAAUUCAAAGAAAUCUAUUCAAGAACCUUAACCAAGAUACAGUAUGUACUUUGGUACAGAGACAGCUCUUGUUUUGUUUGUUGAUCUGUUUAUUUGUUCUAUCACACAUGGUUUCCCUAACCUGUGGAACAGUGAAUAGCUAUCCAUGACAAUGGACAGGAAUUUGCCUUAAUGAGUUAUUCUCACUCCAAAAAGUGCAAAGAUAUGGCAUAGCUCAGAAACAGGGAUUAAUUUCGCUAGACCAAUGAUUGUCAGACUCUUCUGACUGGGACCCAGAGUAAGAAAUAAGAUGUAGAUCACAACCCAGUAUAUAUGUCAUCUAUUGAUGUAUGUGUUUGUGUGUAUGUGUCUAUAUGUGUGUAUAUGUAUGUGUCUGUAUGUGUUGCAUGUAUCAUAUCAAGUAUCAUAAAACAUUUACCUCACAUGCACUCUUGAAAUUUUUUAUUUCUAAUUUUUUAAAAAUAUUGGUUACCAUCCCAUACCAGUGCCCACCUCCUGCAAAUAAUGGCAUUACCAAGAAUAGCAGUUACAGUGAAUAAAUCAAAUCAAUCACCCAGUAUCUUUUUAUAUGUGUUUUGCCCUUGUUACUGCUGUUAAUUUGUGUGUGUAUGUAUCUGAAACCGCUGAGUCACUUGUGUCACUAUGUCGAGACUUUGUUACAAAUAAGGGUUUUUUAUGUGUGUGUGUUUUAUUUUGUUUUUGUCAAACCCAUGGUCUAAAAUCACAGAAAUAAGUUGCAGUUACUUCAGUGAUACGCAAUACAGGGGACCUUUCAUUGAAAAGCACAAAUAGGAGAUCUGUAUAAUCGUAUAAUUUUUUGAGGCUUCAUUCAAUGCUGGAAUUUAAAUUAUCUACUGUGCUGAUCAACUUGUUACUUAAUAAUAUGAUUAAACAGAUUGUUCACAACCCUUCCGGUCUUUACAAAUAUAAACUGUAAUGUUUCAUUAACUUUAAACAUUCUCUGUAGGCUCCUCUGAUCAGCUCUCAUUACUUCCAUAUUUCUAACUAGCUUGCACUCAGUGAUGAUUAGGGGGUUUUUUGGUCACACACACUACAAAAACAAACAAAAAAUGUGGAUUCAACUAAUAGUUCACCUUUUUAAUAGCUAUAUGACUUGGAUCAAACUGUUUAAAAGUAUUUCUUCUUUGUAAGAUGGGGAUAUCAAGAGUACUCAAUGUGGGUUUAUUGGAGAGUAAGGAUAAAGUUCUAAAUCCAUGACAUGGCCCCCAAGGAAUCCCCUGAUUUAGCUUCUGAGUGCCUCUCUACCCUUACUUCCCGCUGCUGUUCAGCCACUGGAACACUCUCCUCAGACCUACAGGAGACUUCCUGCUCAUGGCAGGCACACGUGCUGCUUCUGAUGCUUAGGGUAAACUUCUGCAACCCUUCCCUGCAACCAGUCUGCUAAUUCCUACUCCUCCUUCAGAUCACCCCUAAACUGCCUCUUCUCAGAGGAUUUCCCUCCUUGUCCCCCCAUAGGUACUCACCAAGCUCCCCUAUUUUUUCUUCAAAGCACUAAUCACAAUUGUAAUUAUACUGCCACUUACAGAAUCACUCAUUUAGUGGCUGUCUGUCCAGCUAGACUAUAAGAUCCUUGAAGGCAGGCCCUACUUCUGUGACUUAGUUACAAACACACCCCUACUAAUUAAUUAGCACAGUGUCUGGCACAUAAUGAACACAAUAAAUGUAAAUGUUGGGUACUUUUUAUAAAUUACUGCUACAUCAGGGAUGAGUUCACAUGCAAGAAAUGUGUCACUUGACUAAUUGUAGCUUAAACUCAUUGGGGUUUUGUUUUGUUUUGCUUUGUUUUUUACAUGACAAAGUCCAAGGCAUGUAGGCCAGGGUUUUUGCAUAGAGUUGUUGUAUUUAGGGGAAAAAAAACAAAAACAAUAUUCUAGGGUACACAGCUAAAUCAGCACUUCAGAUAAACUAUAAAUAACUUUUUAGUGUAAAUCAGUCCCAAAUAUUAGAUAUUUAAGACUGCUGGUUUUCUGAAAUUCAGCAAUUCAGAAGUGUCAUGAGAAAGCCAGGGACUUUCAUCCUUGACUAUCGCCUGAGGUAUCACCAGGAGGUCACAGAGAGGCAGCAGAAGCAUCCCAGCAUAGUGUCGACUACCAAGGCAGGCAGAUGGGUGUAGGGAGGCACAGACAGCCACACGCCUUCCAAAAGCACCCAUCAGUGGUCCCAACAGACUUCCCCAGAUGUCUCCAGGGCCAGAACUGACUCUCAUGGCCACUUCUCACUGCAGAGGAGGCUGGGAAGAGGAUGUUUUGAUAGAUUUGAACCAGUUACCUUUCAUUUCCUGGGGGAUGUUGCCAUGGGGGGAAAAAAAGCUUUUAAGGAAGGAGGAGGAAAUAGGUAACCAACUCCAAGUGUCUACCACAACCUUUUUAUGCGUAUCUUCCCUGGCUAUGAUUUUUUUCAAGCUUAUAUUGUUGUAAUUUGUGUUAUCAGAAAAUUAGGAUUUUUUUUUUAGAAUAAAUCUAGAUAUGAUUUUUCAUAGUUUAUUUCCAAGAAUUUCUGAAAUGCCCUCUUUUCCCCUUCUCCCCGACAUGGAGAGAAUUGAGUGUGAUUGAGAAACGUCACGCUUGACUUUUCUCCCGGUUUCAGCAUGGGAAAAUAGGGCAGAGAGAUACUCUUUAUCUUAAACAAACAAAUAAAAAACAAACAAACAAACUAACAAAAGACUUUAACAGACAUUAAAAGUGGAAACAUUCAAACCAUUUUGGAAAGAAGUAAAUAUUUUUGCUCACUACUACCACUGAGAAAUAAAUCAGGAAUUUGAAAUAAAAUACCAGUGCUUCAUAGCUGUAUGUGUGGUUGCACAUUUAGUUAGUCUUAUCAAAGCAGUUAGAGAUAGUAUAUCUGUUUAGAAAAGCACAUGCUCUUUUUCUAUUGACAAGAAGCAAAUCUGAAGUCUUCACUUUCUCUGCAUGAGUAACCUCAAUCCCUUUAGGAUAAAUUUGCUUUAGGAAGGUUUCAUUGUGCUUGUGGUUAAACACAGAGGGAGUUUAGAAGAGGACCUCAUGCACAGACUGUUACACUAAAGGGGGAGACACAAACCUAACAAGUUACCUUUUAAGGAUAUGCUUGUAGUACAUAGAGUCAUACAAUGUUGGAGCAGUAUUAGCUGGUUCGACACUCUAUUUCAGUGUAGAAAUUAAAACCAGAGCUGGUGACCUACCCAACCCCAUGUGGCUAGUUACUGGCGGGACCAGGGCCAGGCCACAAUUCCUAUACCACACAAAUAUGCACACACACACAUUUUAAAUUUUAAAGCAAAACAAUGGCAGUAAAAUCACUUGCUUGAGUACAUCAUCUCUCCCUCUUUCCUUUGAAGGGAGAAAACUGAGGAGCCUGGAAAGGCAAGGGCUGUGUCAGGGAAAAGUGAAGUUUUCUGUCCUGGGCUACUGGAGCCUAGUCAAGGAGACAAGCCAGCUCAUGAGGUUAUCUGAGGGGCAAGGAGCAGUGGUGAGCUACUGUGAGCUCCACGCCAUUGUCUGCUCUGCUCAUCUCAGGUUUGUGGUGCUAACUGUUCUUUCAAUAACUCCAUGCAUGGAGGAGAGUUAGAAAAGAGAAGGAUAUGGAAUAAGUAGAAUGGGCAUUACUGUCCACUUCUGUGCACACAAAGAAACAACAGAAACAGACGAAAAUUGCAGUAGCAGCUUUGCAGCCCUAAUCAAGGUAGCAUGACCUGCAGAUAAGAGAACGUCAUAAGCAGAAUUUAUCAAAGUGAGCAUAUUAAGUGCAUUCAUACCUUUGAGUCAAGAAACACAUGAUCAGCAUAUUAUUGUAUGCUCCCUGCUAAUUUCCAGAUCCCAGAGAAGUUAGAUUAUUUUCUUAAAAAUUGAGAUUAAAGCUCAUACAAAUAAAUCCUUAUUGACUCUUCCCUUCAAGCCUUUGCAGCAAGUUCUUAGAACUUACUGUUAGAACAGUGGUUCUCAAAUCUUGGCAUACAUCAGAAUCCUUUGGAGGGCUUAUUCUAACACAGAUGCUGGUCCCCAACCCCAGAGGUCCGAUGCAGUCGGUUUAGGGUAGGGCCCUAGAAUCUGCAUUUCUGACAGGUUCCCAGGUGUUAUUGAUAUUGCUGACCCAGGGACUAUUCAUAAUUACUGCUCUGUGGUGGACAAGCAGCAGCUUACAGACCCAGGAGGGCCCACACUGGCUGUUGUUUAGAUGCUAGUGGCCUGAAAUUACUAGUAUUAUCAGCCCCUAAAAAUAUUACAGGAUCACUCUUAUGCCAGUUACUGAUUUUAUUCACUCUUAGCUCCAAAUUCUCCCUUUUUGCUUUAUCUGUGAAAAUGAAUCUGGGCCGUUUAGAUGUUUUUCCCUUGGCCAAGAGGAAUGGUGUUAAGUUUUGUCAAUAGAGGGUGCUGGAGGGAUGUUGCAGGAGAGAGGAUUUUGCUUUUAGGUUCCUGUGGGUUGGCAUCUGUAGAGAGUGCAUCCAGUGAGACAUCUGGGGAGUGGCUUUUCCAUGGCAUCCUAGAGGGUAGAAUUCCCCAAAAUUCCAAAGGGUAGAUUUCUAGCGGAUUUGUUGGCAUUGCACCACAGCUACUUCUCUGACAGUGAGCCAUGGCGGUGCCUUCUCCAGUAAGGUCUGGCUCUCACUUACAAGGAGGGAAGUCGGGGAAACCGAACCUCUUCCUUUGGUGUUCCUUCUCAGUCCUAGGGCAUGUGGCUGUUCCUUGCACCUGUCUUCUUUCGAGUUCUCUUUACUUUUUAGCAGCCAAUACCUUGUUUGUAUUUUAUUCAGAAAAUAAAUAAUUUUAAUUAAUUAAUUAUUACUUGUUUGUAUGUAUUUGUUAUAUAUUUAUAUUAUACACUUUUACUUUAUAUAUUUUAAAUAUAUAAAUAUAUGUAAGUAGAUUAUAUAUUUGUUUAGAGAUAUUUAAUAUAUUCUAUUUAUUUAUUAAAUUUCUAUGCAUAUAAUUAUUUAUUACAUUUAAAAAAUUAUUUUAUGUAAAGAAUCUAUAAAAUUCUUUAUAUCAAACUUUUCUUGUUCAUAUUAGCCUGGUUUCUCCCUCCUGAUUAGACCCAGACUGAUACAGCCAUUGGGUAUACUGUACAACUGAUUUAUAGAAGACAGAUUUGGGCAAUUGUGUGGUUGCUUUUUUUCUUUUCCUUUUUUUUUUUUUUAACCUUUGCCAUCUCUUACACCUGGGACACCAUACCCAAGAAUAAGAGCAUGUUGCAGGGAUGUAAGGUACAGCAUAGGCAGUAUAGUCAAUAACAUUUAAUACCUUUUUGUGGUGACAGAAGGUAACUAGGCUUAUUGUGGUGAUCAUUUUGUAAUCUGUGUAAUUAUCGAAUCCUUGUGUUGUACACCUGAAUCUUAUGUAGUAUUGUAUGUCAGUUUUACUUCAGUUUUAAAACUGUUAAAAAAUUUUUUGGUCAAUAAAAAGGGCUACAGCCUGCAA